AUGAUUUUCGAAGUUUGUCUGUCUGCCUGGUGCUCAAGUGUGUUGUGCAACAACAGUAGCAAGGCUCCAAGGGAAGAAAAAAAAAGAAAAGAAAAGAGAACAUCGACAGAGAUCUUACCAUUUCUUUCGGACCUUUCAGCCGACAUGGUUCUGAUUUACCUAGCUGAAAGUCUAGAACUUCAACAACUAGUCAGGUGGUAG
This is a messenger RNA of Neurospora tetrasperma FGSC 2508, 201 nucleotides long. RefSeq lists its product as uncharacterized. NCBI's taxonomy places the organism in Eukaryota, Fungi, Ascomycota, Sordariomycetes, Sordariales, Sordariaceae. The record is from RefSeq and is a predicted model, not a curated record. The coding region runs from base 1 to 201 and encodes 66 amino acids. The transcript has 4 exons.